Molecule: messenger RNA, 1379 nt
Organism: Cuscuta campestris
Lineage: Eukaryota; Viridiplantae; Streptophyta; Magnoliopsida; Solanales; Convolvulaceae
Source: the annotation of a GenBank genome assembly
AACACCCAUUGACUUGGGAGUACUUCUAACACUUUUUGAGAUGCCAAUCUGGAAUUCUUCAUUCUUGAGUUUAUUCCGAACUUUGUUGAUUGUGUUGAAAAUGGACGAUUCAAUCCACAUGUAAUCAAGGUGGGAAAGCUUAUUGUACUCAGAAAGUGGAUGCAAACUGCAAAGGUUGAAAAAAGUAUAAAUUUGCCCAACUUUGUGACUUGUUCUUUACUUAAGGUGAGGGGAGACAUGAAUGAUGAAGAAAAGAAAGAUGAGCACAAGUGGAAAUAUCGGUUCGGAUGCCUGCGAACUGGUUCCCGCGCCUGGGCAUCCUGUCGAAUGGGGUCAGGAGGAGGACGAGAAGCUUCCAUUACUACUGGUGCAGGCGUUGCCUGAGAUCAAUCAGAACCGUUUCCGCCAACCCCGUCGGUUUACUCUGCCCCCGUUGUUUCACCCAGAUUGGCUACGAGCCCGGUGCUUAUCCCAGGGGGAGGGAAGAAGAAGAAGAAGGAGGAGGAGCGAGAGGGUUGCUCGACGCGUUUACUAUCCUUCUAGAUCCCCCUCCCUGGGAUCAUCAGUACACACGGUGGCGGCAAGUCAUCGCGCAGUUCAUUGGCCCUGACGAGCCGCCUCCUAGGCCUGUCUCUCCUGACCUAAAUGCUCUCUAUUAUUUGCCGCAAAAUAGGAUACUGGAGCAGCAAUACGAGGAGCCGGUGAUUGAAGAGGAAAGCGCGGGGCCGCCACCAGCAACACCGGCGGCCAUUGAAUCUCUGCCGGAGGUGGAGAUCGGGGCGGCUCAUCUGGCCAACAACCCGGCUUGCCCCGUCUGCAAGGAGGAGUUCGAGGUCAGGGAGAAAGCGAGAGAGUUGCCUUGCAAGCAUUUCUACCAUUCUCCCUGUAUCGUUCCCUGGCUCCAAAUCAAAAACACCUGCCCCGUUUGCCGCUCUCCCCUGCCAAAUUCUUCACCCCACAUUCUGCAACCAGAUAACUACCGGACUAACAGAGAAGACGAAGACGGGGACGAUGAUCUUUUUGAAGACCCCGAGACGAACCCCCUUGUGCGGGGGUGGUCUUGGGUUAUAUCGUCUUGGCCAUUCAGACUGCUAUCGAAUUGUAUAGAACAUCUAACAAUUCCUCCGGAAAACAUUGUUCCUUCUUCUCAAUCUAGAGAGAGACAUUGGGAGCGGUUCUGGUUCACAGAUUGACAGCCAAGCAGAACAGAGAUGAAUUCUUUCCGACACAAAGCAAAAACCAGACAAGAAAGGGGGGAUUAGAGAAAGGCAGGUCAACGUAGCAUUAUGCAUGGAAGAAUGCAGAGUUGGAGGAUGGGUGCACAUAGGGUGACGUUAGAAAAAAACCAAUUAUUUAAUCAAUCAAUUUAAUAAUAUUGG